AUGCGAGGUGAAAGCCCUUCGGCAAUACGAAUCGCGGACCUCCAAGCUCCUCGACGAGAACUAGCACUUAAAUGCCACGUGCCAUUCUUGAAGGCCGAUGCCACCGAUCCGGCCUCCGUAGCCAACGUCUUUACCACUCCCUGGCUGGUCGAACACGCGAAGUUGCCCCUAACGGUCUUUCAUACCGCCGCCUACAUCCACGCCGGCUAUCGCAAGGCAGAUUUCCUCGACAAAUACAUGAAAGUCAACGUCGAAGGCACGGAGAACGUGCUCAAAGCAGCGAAAGUGGCAGGUUGUGACGUCUUCAUCGCAACCUCCUCGUGUAGCGUGGCCAUUAAACCUCUCGAUUUCUUCGUUCCCCCGUGGGAGAAGCACCCGAGGAACUUUGUUCAAUUCUCGGACAAUGGCGACCCGCCACCACUGAAAUUAGAGAACUUCGCAGGUUGUUAUGCCUAUACGAAGGCCUUGGCGGAGAAAUUGGUCAGGGACGCGGACAGCAAGAAAGACUCGUUUAGAACCGGCGCUAUCAGACCCGGGCACACGAUCUACGGCCACGGGGACAGCAACAGGAACUCAGUGGUGUUUGAUUACUUACGGCGCGGAGGACUCCAAACAUGGCUUACCCCUUUCAUCCUGCAAUACGUCUCCGCGCAGAAUGUCUCUCUCGCCCAUCUUCUGUACGAAGCUCGCCUACUCGCCGGCGACGACAUCGGGGGCAACGCCUACGCGGUGUGCGAUCCGGGCCCACCAUUCCGCUACAGUGACCUGUACCGAAUGGCCUCAACCCUCGCACACCCCAGCACGCCCAUGAGGUGGCCGAAGGUGCCACCUCUCCCACUCAUCCUCAUCUCCUAUCUUGUUGAGGGAUACACGCUCCUGCAACGCCGUUACCUGGGUUUCUUGCCCGAGGUCACAAACUUUGAUCUCUCGAUGCUUCAACGGGCCAUGUUCAAUUACUCAACUCUGGUCAUCAUCUACGAUGAUUCGCGCGCCAGGAAGGAGUUAGGGUACAACCCGGGCCACGACACGCUGGAGGGCAUCUGCUUGCAUAUGCUCGAGUGGAACGAGAACGUCGAGGCGAGUCUAAAAGCCCAAGAUGAGGUGCAGGAGAAGGCGACUGUUCUGGAGAAGAACAUUCCCGUAGCCUCCAAGGGUGUCGCGGCGUGA
Molecule: messenger RNA, 1167 nt
Organism: Cladophialophora psammophila CBS 110553
Lineage: Eukaryota; Fungi; Ascomycota; Eurotiomycetes; Chaetothyriales; Herpotrichiellaceae
Exons: 2
Coding region: 1-1167 (388 amino acids)
Biological process (GO): ergosterol biosynthetic process
Cellular component (GO): endoplasmic reticulum
Molecular function (GO): 3-beta-hydroxysteroid dehydrogenase [NAD(P)+]/C4-decarboxylase activity; 3-beta-hydroxy-Delta5-steroid dehydrogenase (NAD+) activity
Source: RefSeq, a predicted model, not a curated record